UGACGUCACUGUUUCGCCUGCUGUCAUAUGGGAAAACAUGGCGUCUGUGUCAGAAAUGUACGAUGUGGGCUGGGAGGAGAUGAGAGACAAACUUCGCAAAUGGAGAGAAGAUAACCGCAGGAACAGUGAACAGAUAGUGGAAGUUGGGGAAGAGCUCAUCAGUGAGCAUGCGUCUAAACUUGGAGAUGACAUUUGGAUCAUUUACGAGCAGGUGAUGAUCGCAGCUCUGGACUGCAGUCGCGAUGACUUGGCUCUGACCUGUCUGCAGGAACUGAGGAAGCAGUUUCCAGAUAGCCACAGAGUGAAGCGAUUAGCGGGCAUGAGGCUGGAAGCUUUGGAAAGGUAUGAAGAGGCCAACAAGCACUACGAUGCCAUUCUCCAGGAUGACCCCACCAAUACGGCAGCAAGGAAGCGCAAGAUUGCCAUUCUGAAGGCCCAGGGGAAGAGCACUGAAGCCAUAAGAGAGCUCAAUGAGUAUCUUGAGCAGUUUGUUGGGGAUCAGGAGGCGUGGCACGAGCUGUCGGAGCUUUACAUUAACGAACAUGAUUAUGGAAAAGCGGCAUUUUGCCUGGAGGAACUGAUGAUGACCAACCCCCACAAUCACUUGUACUGUGAGCAAUAUGCAGAGGUGAAGUACACCCAGGGGGGGCUGGAAAACAUGGAGCUGUCCAGGAAGUACUUUGCUCAGGCGCUGAGGCUGAACAACCGAAACAUGAGGGCGUUGUUCGGGCUGUAUAUGUCUGCAAGUCACAUCGCUUCCAGUCCUAAAGUCAGUGCCAAGGUGAAAAAGGACAAUAUAAAAUAUGCUGCCUGGGCUGCCACUCAAAUAAAUAGAGCCUACAAGCUUGCUGGCCGUGGGACCAAGGAGACUAAGUACUCUGUGAAGGCAGUGGAGGAGAUGUUGGAGUCCAUGCAGAUCACCAUGUCUUAGAAAUGCAGAGGCAUCAUUUCUUCUUUCUCAAACGUGGCAGCUAGGUCUCAGUCAUUUUAGUCAUUCUUAGUUUUGUCCUGUUUUUAAAGAAAAGGCUAGUAACUUAAUAACCUUUAUGAACACAGAAAGCUACAGUAAAACAAGAAGUCUGUUGUGAUUCAGUCCCAGAUGGCAGUUUACCGUCUCCUCCAUGUCAUUUGCUGUUAUUUGCCACUUAUGCAUUAAUGCUAACACCGUCUGAUUGAGAAAGAAGAAAACUGUACAUUGAAUGCUAUUUAUACAAAAACGAUAAGUAGAGAUGCUGCCUGUUUGCACUGACCUCUCCUGUCUGUGUCCUUCUGUAAAUGAAACAAAUUAAACUUUUUUAAAACCUUC
Messenger RNA from Oryzias latipes (Japanese medaka), 1306 nucleotides. RefSeq names its product ER membrane protein complex subunit 2 (gene emc2). NCBI's taxonomy places the organism in Eukaryota, Metazoa, Chordata, Actinopteri, Beloniformes, Adrianichthyidae. The record is from RefSeq and is a predicted model, not a curated record. Gene Ontology annotation, molecular function: protein binding.